CAAUCCGACCAGGGACGGGGCCUCCUCGCAUUUCCCCUCUUCUGCUGCAGAGGAGGUGGAGGGGAAAAGAAAAGGAAAAAUCCGCCGGCGGCGGCGGCGGCCUCCGCCUCCGCCUUGAAGACCUGACCAGCCGCCGGCCAGCAUCUCCAUCCGCCCUGCCCUGCGGCUUACACCGAUUUCUAUACCACAGAAGAUUGCUACGCCAGCUUCCAGAAUAACCAUCAUGGGUGAACCAUUAAGAACUCUUCAAAAUGAUCAAUCAGAAGCUAAGGAUAAGGGGAACAAGAUAGAUAUUAAGUACGAGCUGACUUCUGCAAUACUGAGUCUAAAGCAUCAACAAGCAUCUGGCAGGUUGAAGAUGCCUUCAAGACUGCCAGCAAGAUAUCCCCAUAAUGUGGGACAUUGUGCAGAGCUUAUCAUGAAUUUGGGCAUUGGAGAAGAUGUUCAUUGCUUAAAUGUAAUGAGAUCGUGUAACCAUGAGAACAUAUUACAUCCUGGAAUUAUUAAGGAAGUUAUCAUUGGUGACAGCUCCUUUAAUGUGGCCUGGAUGGAGCGUUACACUCGUGUGUUAUCAGAAUAUGUGCAAUUGCUCCUGUCAACAGCUCGGUUUCAUGCCCCCGUUGGUGCAACUCUCUUACUUCCGUCACCCCAUCUCCAGAUGGUUUUGAGAGGAAUAUUUGACGGGAUGGAACAGCUGUUUCUCAACGGGUAUUAUCAUGGGAACUUUUCUCUAGAGAACACAUAUUGUUUCCUUGAAUGUUCUACUCCAGUCGUGAAGCUCACAAAUUUUAGAAAGAAAGGAAACAGCAGAGAGCUAUUAACACAAACAUUUUUUCUUGGAAAAUUAUCAAUUCCAGAGCAAGCUAUGACCUGGGGUGUGGAGGAGGUGCGGAGUGAUCGAUAUUUGUCCAUAAGCUGCAUUGAGUGCGAAAUUUGUUCUUUUGUUGCAUGUUCUUUGGACCAGGUUGUUGGGUCUUCUCUCUUUUGUGUUUGAGUUAUAUAAAAGCCGAUAGCUUUACGAUGGUGGUGUACAAAAUUCUGUGUCGGGCACAUUUAAUAGUAUUUAGGAGACCGUGGCACAAAUGCCUUUGGCAACUCUGCGUUGUAAGGUAGAUAGGUGUAGAUAUAAAAUACAUUCUCACCAAAUUUUAAAUCCAAGCUUAACUUCGUUUGUUGCCUAAUCUUAAUAGAGACUAAUGGGAAUGCAAAAGUACUGUCUUUAA
Molecule: messenger RNA, 1223 nt
Organism: Oryza sativa Japonica Group (Japanese rice)
Lineage: Eukaryota; Viridiplantae; Streptophyta; Magnoliopsida; Poales; Poaceae
Source: RefSeq, a predicted model, not a curated record